Molecule: messenger RNA, 869 nt
Organism: Clupea harengus (Atlantic herring)
Lineage: Eukaryota; Metazoa; Chordata; Actinopteri; Clupeiformes; Clupeidae
Product: pseudouridine 5'-phosphatase
Exons: 4
Coding region: 50-814 (254 amino acids)
Molecular function (GO): phosphatase activity
Source: RefSeq, a predicted model, not a curated record
AGUACUGCUUACGGUCGUGCAGCUAAUUGCUGUCUCCACGCCGUAUUCUAUGCUCAAAACAACGCUUGAAACUUUCAGACAUUUGACUGCAGGCUUCUGUACAGUGACCAUGGCAGCUACCGUGUCCGGUUAUAAGCCCGUUACGCAUGUCUUGUUUGAUAUGGACGGUCUGUUGCUUGACACAGAGAGGCUGUACACGGUGUCGUUCGAGGAGAUCUGCGAGCGCUACGGGAAGCGGUACACGUGGGAGGUGAAGGCGUCCGUGAUGGGGAAGAAAGCCGUGGACGCCUGCCGCAUCAUCGCCGAGUCCCUUCAGCUCCCGCUCGCUCCAGAGGAACUGCUUCAGGAGAGCCGAAAGAUUCAGGAGAAGAUCUUCCCCUCCGCCGCCCUCAUGCCCGGUGCACAGAAGCUUGUCACUCACCUGCACUCUCAUGGGGUGCCCAUCGCCGUGGCGACCAGCUCUGCGACGGUGACCUUUGACCUGAAGACUAGCCGCCACAAAGACUUCUUCGGCCUCUUCAGCCACGUUGUCACGGGAGACGACCCCGAGGUCAAGAACGGCAAGCCGCAGCCUGACUCCUUCCUGGUGUGUGCCAGCCGUUUCAACCCUGCGCCCCAACCAGAGCAGUGCCUGGUGUUUGAGGACGCGCUGCACGGCGUGGCGGCUGCUGUCGCUGCUCGUAUGCAGGUCGUGAUGGUCCCGGAUGAACGGAUGGACCGCGCCCUUACCCAGAAUGCAACGCUACUGCUAAACAGCCUGGAGGACUUCCUGCCGGAGCUCUUCGGCCUGCCUGCCUAUGGAACAAGCUCCUGAGUCUUAUACAUACACACACACACACACACACACACACGCACACACACACACACUC